AUGUUCAUGUCUAUGCUAUCGCACCUCCUGAGGUACGUAGGCCUCGCUCAUCGCCCCGUCUCUGAGCCGGAUCUCGAGCGUUGGUGCAAGUACUGGGCCGUCGUCGGCGCGUUUGUCGCCUUCGAGUAUGUCGCCGGCUGGAUCCUGGACUGGGUUCCCUUCUACUGGGAGGCUAGAACCGUCUUCCUUCUCUUCCUCUCCCUCCCACAGACCCAGGGCUCUACCUGGGUCUUCACCACCUACUUCCAACCCUUCCUCGAGAAGAACCAGGCCGACAUCGAUGCCAACAUCGCCGCUGUCCAGUCCAACACCCUCGCCUUCCUCCAGUCUCGUCUCCAAGUCUUCUGGCAGACUUUCUGGGACCUUGCCACCAAGGCCAACGGUCAGGCGCGCGUCCCUGGCGCUCCCGGUGCUACCACCCCAGGUGCUGCCCCUGCCGGCGCUGGUGCUGCGCCCAACCCGGGCCAAUACAUCGAGGUCGCGAAGUCCCUCUGGACCUCGUACGGCUCCUCUCUCAUCGGCGCUGCUCAGCAGGCGGUCAAGCCCGCCUCUAACGCGCACGCAUCGGCUGCUGGAGCCCGCCCCGGUCCUUCCCCCUACGACGUCGGAUCGUCCAGCUCCGUUCAGACCCACCAAAACUCGUUCUCAUCCGAGAUGGUCAACAACUUUAACCCGGCGUCGUCGGCCUCAAGCACCCCGCCCCCUUUCCCUCAACCCCAGGUUCCGACUGCGUAA
This is a messenger RNA of Epithele typhae, 735 nucleotides long. RefSeq names its product TB2/DP1, HVA22 family-domain-containing protein. NCBI's taxonomy places the organism in Eukaryota, Fungi, Basidiomycota, Agaricomycetes, Polyporales, Epitheliaceae. The coding region runs from base 1 to 735 and encodes 244 amino acids. The record is from RefSeq and is a predicted model, not a curated record. The transcript is spliced from 4 exons.